AUGGCUACGACGAAACACCAUACGCCAGGCUUUCUAGGUGGCGAUUUGCCGGAAUACCUGGAGACAGCAUAUCAAGAAGGCCACGACGCCGACAUACCGACAAAUGCAACAACAACUCAGGAGGUCAAGCAACAGACGCCCGCUGUUAGACCCGACAGCAAUAUCAGCGACUUGGAAAAAGCCGAUCCUAAUGAGCGCUCAGAAGCGACAUCGAUCACAUCGCCUGUCACCGGUGUUGCAGCCGCACACGAACCGGAAAAGGCGCCUGCUGAGGUUACGGAGGCAGUUGAGAACCCCGAUCCCAACAUCGUGUCAUGGGAUUCCGACGAUGAUCCUGCAAACCCCGUGAACUGGAGUACGGGCUUGAAAUGGGGCAACAUUGCUGUGCUCUCUACGUUGACGUUCCUCACGCCACUAGCAUCUUCGAUGUUUGCGCCUGGAGUACCGCAGCUGAUGAGAGAGUUCGGGACGGACAGCAGUACACUCGCGACGUUCGUGGUUUCCAUAUACGUCUUGGGCUUCGCGGUCGGGCCGCUAUUGAUCGCACCAGCUUCAGAGCUGUACGGCCGAUUGAUCGUAUAUCACGUCACGACUAUUGCCUUCAUCAUCUUCACGGUAGCAUGUGCCCUGGCACCAUCGAUGAGCUCGCUGAUAGUCUUUCGCUUCCUGCAAGGAUGCUGGGGCGUCACGCCGGUCACCAUAGGAGGUGGCACAAUUGCUGAUCUGAUGGCACCUGAGAAGCGAGGAGCUGCAAUGGCGAUAUGGGCCAUGGGGCCACUCCUUGGACCAGGUUGGUUUCGGGAGUAAUCGCAAAUGAGAGCACUACUAACCUCGAGUAGUGAUCGGGCCUGUUGCUGGUGGCUUCUUGGCUGAAGCGAAAGAUUGGCGGUACGUCUAAGAGUGCAAGUGACUAAAAGAAAUAUGGCUGAUUUCUCACACAGAUGGAUCUUCUGGGUCAUUGCAAUGGCGACCGGCUUCACUUUUAUCCUCGCUCUUCUAUUCCUUCGCGAAACCUACGCACCGAUACUUCUAGCCCGCAAGACUAAACACCUCCAGAAGGCGACCGGCAACAUGGACCUCCGGAGCAAACUCGACAAUGGCCUGAGCCCCAAACAACUCUUCAUUCGCGCCAUCGUCCGCCCGUCUAAGCUCAUGUUCCUCUCCCCCAUCUGCGGCCUCAUGAGUCUCUACAUGGCCAUUGUUUAUGGCUUUCUCUACUUGCUCUUCACGACCUUCACCUUUGUCUUCGAAGAGUACUACGGCUUCUCGCAAUCGACAGUCGGAUUGGUCUACAUCGGCCUGGGAGUAGGCAAUUUCAUUGGACUUGGUGUCAUCGGUGGAAGCUCUGACCGGAUGAUGAAUUACCUUGCGAAGAAGAAAGGAGGAGGCAUCAAACCCGAGUAUCGGCUGCCGCUGCUCAUGUACGCUGGGCCUUUCAUUCCGGUUGGUCUCUUCAUCUACGGCUGGACAGCACAGUACCAUGUCCAAUGGGCUGUGCCUUUACUGGGGACGCUGUUCGUCGGUGUUGGAUUGAUGGGCUGCUUCAUGUGCAUCAAUACCUACCUGGUCGACACUUUCACGCUCUACGCCGCGAGCGCGAUGGCUGCGAACACGAUUCUGCGGAGUCUGCUUGGCGGACUCUUCCCGUUGUUCGGGUUGAGUAUGUACAACAGUCUUGGACUCGGAUGGGGAAACAGUCUACUGGCGUUCCUUGGGGUGGCACUGUUGCCAAUCCCGUUCAUUUUCUAUUAUUAUGGCGAGAGGAUACGGACGAAUCCAAAAUGGCAGGUGAAGCUCUAG
This is a messenger RNA of Lecanosticta acicola, 1800 nucleotides long. NCBI's taxonomy places the organism in Eukaryota, Fungi, Ascomycota, Dothideomycetes, Mycosphaerellales, Mycosphaerellaceae. The record is from the annotation of a GenBank genome assembly.